This is a messenger RNA of Danio aesculapii, 1550 nucleotides long. It is a transcript of the gene sgcg, whose product is annotated as sarcoglycan, gamma. Bases 233 to 1114 code for a protein of 293 amino acids. Lineage: Eukaryota; Metazoa; Chordata; Actinopteri; Cypriniformes; Danionidae. The transcript has 8 exons. Gene Ontology annotation, cellular component: sarcoglycan complex; sarcolemma. Gene Ontology annotation, biological process: heart contraction; cardiac muscle tissue development. The record is from RefSeq and is a predicted model, not a curated record.
AACCCACUCUCGAAUGUUCAUUAAAGUCUCCUAUUUGCGUUACUCUAAAAGUGUGAGGACCUCUAAAGGAUAUGUGAGAUCCUGAGAGGAAGUUUAAGGGGGUGUCCGCGCUGAGACUGAUCCAGAAUCAGAUUUAUGGAAGGCAGCUGUUGAGGCUUUGACAGACAUACGGAUCGGAGCGCUGCUGUGUAACACAAGUCUGCUGAGGAGUGUCAGAUCACACUAAACACCAAUGAUGGUGCGUGAGCAGUAUGUCACCACCACAGAGGAAUCUGGAGUUCUGUCUCCAGUCUCUGAGUACAUUUACAUGAUCGGCAUCUACGGCUGGAGGAAACGCUGCCUCUAUUUGUUUGUUCUGCUUCUCCUGAUCAUCCUGGUCGUCAACUUAGCCCUUACCAUCUGGAUCCUGCGAGUAAUGUGGUUCAAUGCGGAAGGCAUGGGGUACUUGCAAGUCCAUGAAGAUGGACUAAGACUAGAGGGAGAGUCAGACUUUCUGUUCCCUGUUUACGCCCAAGAAAUCGACUCCAGAGAGGAUUCAGCUCUUCUAAUUCAAUCCUCUGAAAAUGUUACCCUGAAUGCUCGCAAUGCCAAUGGUGACGUUACAGGAAGUGUGUCUGUAGGUCCCAGUCAGGCUGAGGGUUUCAGUGAACAUUUCAACAUCAGUUCAAACCAUGAUGAAAAUCUAUUUUACGCAGAUGGAAAUGGAGCCGUUGUGGGAAAAGGAAAGCUCCGUGUAACUGGGGCAGAGGGUGCUUUAUUCGAGCAUUCAGUCAGGACUCCUAUGGUCAAAGCAGUACUUAACAAGGAGCUAAAACUGGAAUCUCCAACUCGCUCUCUCAGUAUGGAUGCACCCAAAGGCGUUCAUGUCAAAGCCUUGGCUGGAAAUGUUGACGUGACAGCACAUUUUGACAUUCUGCUACAUUCAGCUGAAGGCCUGUUGAUUCUAGAUGCAGAAACAGUCCGUCUGCCAAAGUUACCGGUGGGAGAAGCCGGAACGUCAGGAGACUCUCAGGGAAUGUACAACAUGUAUGAGGUUUGCGUUUGCCCCAGCGGGAAACUCUUUUUCUCCACAGCUGGAGUCUCCUCGACCUGCAGCGAAAGCCAGGACUGCUGAAUGAGCUUCUGGUUGAAACUAUAACCAGUUUCUGCCCUAUAACAAGGACUUGAUGUGUUCUUACACUGGGUUUGGGCAAGGUAAAAACAAUAAUACAAAUGGUAAUUCAACCCUAUGAUACAUAUAUGGAAGCCUGCUUUCCCCAGGGAAUUACAAUAAAUACAUUAAAGGGAUAAUUCACCCAAAAAAUGAACAUUCAGUCAUGAUUUACACUACCUGACAAAAGUCUUUUCUCCUAUCCAUGUUUUAGGAACAACAAAAAAAAUGACUUUUAGUUGAUCAUUUGGUAUCAGAAGUGGCAUAUAUGAAAGGCAAAGACCUUCAGAUUAUGCUUAUUUCAUCAAAAUAAAAUAUGACUUAUUAAUAAAGUGGUGGAUGAGGAGAUUCAUUUGUAAAGCGCUUUGAUUGGCCAGAAAAGCGCUAUAUAAAUGCAAGG